This is a messenger RNA of Anguilla rostrata (American eel), 1474 nucleotides long. RefSeq names its product mucin-5AC. The transcript has 8 exons. The record is from RefSeq and is a predicted model, not a curated record. Bases 158 to 1207 code for a protein of 349 amino acids. NCBI's taxonomy places the organism in Eukaryota, Metazoa, Chordata, Actinopteri, Anguilliformes, Anguillidae.
GGGGGCGGGGUAAAUCUUUAGCGCAGGAAGAGAGCGAGAAGCCACAUCGCCGCCAGACUCUUCACUUCACCUGCAGCUGCUACACGAGCCGCGAGCCCCGCUAACGGCCUGGUCCCCUUCUCUUCUGCACACAGGUUAGACCUAGGGCUAUUCCACCAUGUCGGAGAAGAUGGCCUCAAGGCAGUAUUUUAAAGGGUUUGCGCUGCUUGCGAUGCUGAUGACGAAUCCCGGGCUGACGUGGGGUCAGGACAGUACCUCCCCAACGCCCGAGGAGGGUACCACCCCAAUGCCCGCAGCGAGUGCCGCCCCAACGUCCCCAGAUACCGCCACGAGCGCGGGUACCACGAUUCCGGGAUCCACACCGCCGACCGGGACUCCGCCCCCCUCCAGCACUUCACCGUCGGCCUCGGCCUCGGCGACACCGACGCCAACGGCGACGGCGGUUUCCACCACAACCGGCAGCGGCAACACAAACGCGGCAACUACAGCGUCCGGCUACAACGUCACCAUGACAAGCAUGAUCUCCUGUCGGCAGUUCACCUGUAAUGAAUCGCAGUGCUACAGCAUCUUCAUAAACCAAACCGCUACACCCUGCAAUGCCAAUUUCUCCUACUGCCAGCUGCAGCGUGUGGCCUACAUGAGCUACACUGUGGGUUGCAGCGCUAACUGCACCACCACACCAUGUACGAACCAGACCCAGACCGGCUGCUCUGUGGGCUGCUGCAACACUACGGACUGCCUCAAUGUCACCAUGUCCACCAUGGUCCCCACCACAGCUGCUCCAACCACAACCAAGACCACAACCAAAGCUCCGACUACGACCACUCAAGGAAGCAACGGCAAGAAGUGUAACCAGCUGACGUGCACUGGGGAGACCUGCUACACACAAGCCAGCCAGAAGACUCUGGUUGUGGCGUGCCUUGUUGGCCAGGACUACUGCCAGCUGAAGAAGACGGUGGCGGGCGCGGUCAUGACCUGGAAGGCGGGCUGUAGCGGGGACUGCAGGAAGGACACGCCCUGCUCCUCCACAGCGGUGGACUGCACCCAGGAGUGCUGCAACGCCACCCUGGCCUCCUCCUGCCUCAAGCUCGACGGCACCCUCAACAUCCCUGGCUCCGCCUCCGGCCCCGCCCUCGGCCCCGCCCCCCUGCUGCUGGCCCACGCCCUGCUGGCCUGGCUGCUCGCGUCGCAGUUCCACGUUCAGUAACCGCGGCAACUAGUGCCUUUAACGCUGCCAGCUAGAUCAGAGUAGCACAAACGUGUCCUGUGUCCUUCAGACAACCGUCACCUAUUUUAAUCUGUGUGUGAAUGCAUGUGCGUGUGCUGCAUGUGUAAUGUGUAUGUGUUGCAUGUGUAAUGUGUGUGCGUGUGUGCGUGUGUGUGUGUGUGUGUGUGUGUGCGUUUAUCUGUAAGGUGUGUGUGCGUGUGUGUGUGGCAUGUGUAAUGUGUGUGUGUGUGUGUGUGUGUGUGUGAG